AAAUAAGCCUCCAGAGCUGUUUGAAUCCAAUGACUGGUGUGACCAACACAGAGACAACAAUGAUAGCUUUGCUGCUGCUGCUGGGGCUGGUCGCUCACUCCUCUACUCUACCACUGCCGUCUGAAAAUAGAGACAACUAUCUCUUAGCAGAGAAAUACCUUCGUCGCCUCUAUGGACUUCCAGCUGGUCUCCAAGGUAGACACUCAUCUUCAAGUGCCUUUCAAACCAAGAUCAAGGAAAUGCAGAGAUUCUUCAAUCUCAAGGUGACAGGGAAUCUGGAUGACAACACUUUGGAGCUGAUGAAGCAGGCCAGAUGUGGCGUCCCAGAUAUCGGAGAGUACAACCACUUCCCCCGACACCUCAAAUGGCAAAAUAACAACGUCACGUUCAGGAUAUUGAAUUAUACACCAGACCUGAAGAAGGCUGAUGUAGACAGAGCCAUCCGCAAUGCGCUGAACGUCUGGGCUGAUGUCACCCCUCUGACUUUUAAGAAGCUGCACCACGGCAAUGCUGACAUUAUGAUCAGCUUCGGCUCAAAAGAGCAUGGAGACUACAACCCUUUUGACGGACCUAAUGGACUGCUGGCUCAUGCCUACCCUCCUGGCCAAGGCAUCGGUGGAGACACUCACUUUGAUGAGGAUGAACAGUGGACCAAAGACUCAUCAGCUUACAACCUGUUUAUAGUGGCCGCCCACGAGUUGGGCCACGCCCUCGGUAUGUCCCACUCCUCAGACCCAGGCGCCCUCAUGUACCCUGUCUACUCAUACGCUACAGGCUACCCACUCACUGAAGAUGACAUCGAAGGCAUUCAGGCUCUCUAUGGUCCCAACCCAGACGCAAGGAAAGUGAAGCCAAAGCCUGACGCACCAAACAAAUGUGACCCCGAGUUGACUUUUGAUGCUGUCACAGAGCUCAGAGGAGAAACCAUCAUCUUCAAAGACAGGUUCUACUGGCGUCUCCAUCCUCAGAUGCCAGAGCCUGAGCAGACCCUGAUCAAGUCCACAUGGCCGUCCAUCCCCAACAAAGUGGAUGCAGCUUACGAGAACCCAGAGAAGGAUUUAGUCAUCAUAUUUAGCGGGAUCCGAAUGUGGGCUUUGAAUGGAUAUAACCUCGUGGACGGUUACCCGAAGUACAUACACAAACUCGGCCUUCCCAAGAGCAUAAGGAAAAUAGAUGCAGCUGUGCACAUUAAAGACACAGGAAAGACUCUGCUCUUCACCGAUGAAGACUACUGGAGCUAUGAUGAAGCUGCAGGCAGCAUGGAGAGUGGCUACCCACGAUCCAUUGAGGACGACUUUCCUGGAAUGGAUGACGAGAUCGACGCUGCUGCUUAUCAUUAUGGAUACUUGUAUUUCUUCCAUGAGCACAUUCAGUAUGAGUACAGCUACACCUCCAGGAAGGUGAUUCGCAUCCUGAGGACCAACUCCAUUCUCAACUGCUGAUGAACUCACCCCUGACUUAGAAAUAUGUAUGAAUAUAGCUGGCUAUAUGACACACAAGACAUCCUGACAAACUCUACACAAACAAACAAUGACACAUAAGAAGAUGUUGUCCAGUGUAUGAGCGGGGAAAUGGACAGAUGUUUAUUUUCACAAGUGCUGGACACAGAAUGCUGGAAAAUUCUUCGUAAAUUUAUUUGCUCGUAUUAUUGCUAUUUAUUUUACACCUUUAUAUUUGUACUAAAAGUUUCAUUCUGGACACCAAGAUCUUUGGCAGGUGAAAUUUUUUGACUGCUCUGUGAGCUCAGUAUUUGACUCACAUAUUAUAAUACAUAUGUACUACACAAAAGUUUGGUGAAUUACAAUGAGUGGGAAACACAGGUGGAUUAAUGAGGCUGAAGUAGUGUAGCCAUUUCUUUUAGUCUUUAUUUUAUUUAAAAAAUAAAAGAGCAAGAACAUGUUUUGAAUGACAAAAUAAAUUAGAAGAAAAAAUGUCAAUUCAAGGUCUUUUUGUAUACAGAGUAGCAAAAAGAAGCAGUUUAACUUGAGUGAGAAUGAGAAAGAGCCACUUAAACCAGAUUCCUCAAAAUGUUUUAAAUCAGAUGCUACACUGGGAUGUUUCUGUGAAUUUUCUUGUCUGUAUUUUGAAAAGGCCUUUUGGAAAUGAUUUAAUAAAUCAAAUCUGAAGAAUACAAAGAUGAGAGCA
This is a messenger RNA of Amphiprion ocellaris (clown anemonefish), 2145 nucleotides long. It is a transcript of the gene mmp13b, whose product is annotated as matrix metallopeptidase 13b. The record is from RefSeq and is a predicted model, not a curated record. NCBI's taxonomy places the organism in Eukaryota, Metazoa, Chordata, Actinopteri, Pomacentridae. Gene Ontology annotation, molecular function: metalloendopeptidase activity; zinc ion binding. The transcript has 11 exons. Bases 30 to 1442 code for a protein of 470 amino acids. Gene Ontology annotation, cellular component: extracellular matrix. Gene Ontology annotation, biological process: proteolysis; collagen catabolic process; extracellular matrix organization.